Sphaeroforma arctica JP610 is the source of this 785-nucleotide messenger RNA. RefSeq lists its product as hypothetical. The coding region runs from base 158 to 760 and encodes 200 amino acids. The transcript has a single exon. The record is from RefSeq and is a predicted model, not a curated record. NCBI's taxonomy places the organism in Eukaryota, Ichthyosporea, Ichthyophonida.
GUUUCUCAAACUUUACAAUAACGCAUAUAUAGUUUUGUGCUCACCACUGUACGUGUAUUGUACAAAUUACUUGCCCACAUUUAAAUAAUCCUACAAUCCACAGAGGAUUUUAUAUGUGCGUUCUCUGCAACAAUCAUCAAUCGUCUUAAAGGCUAACAUGCGUCUGAAGCUAAAAUCAUCUCUAUCAUCUGUACUAUUCAGAUAUAUAAGCAAAAUUUCAUCCACAGAAGAUGAAAAAUGUGAAGAUUUAUAUAUGAUGGAUGGAUUGAGUCAUAUAUUUCACGAUGCACCUCCCUUAGAGCAUUUGAGAGAACGUGCGAAUACAGAUAAAACGUUUGACAGCAGCCGUGGAUUUUACGACAGAAAGGUAGAACCAGUCAGAGAUGUUAAACUAGCCAUCGAUGGUAAACAAAAGAGAGAGAUAGGAACAACAAAUGAUGCAGAACCAAUCAAGGAUGCGAAAACAGCUAAUGAUGAAGAAUCAACCAGCACCAGCGUAGAUAUCAAAUGGAGCACUCAAUGCAAUCAAAUAUGUAGAAGAAAUAGUACGGGAUAUGAGAGACGGACGAGGAAACACCUUUCGGCUGAUAACCGCCGUAGCAAGAGUAAGAUCAGGCAGCUUAUAAUUAGAUUUGAAAAUAUUCCAGAGCUUGAAGUAAGCUUCAACAAGAAUGUGACGACAACCAAAACAUACUCGUCUUCUGAAUAUAAUCGCUCAACCGAUUAUGAGACAGUAGGAGGUGACAGGAAAUCAUUCUGACAAAAUAUUUUUAAAAACAAUUGCC